Molecule: messenger RNA, 3493 nt
Organism: Gadus chalcogrammus (walleye pollock)
Lineage: Eukaryota; Metazoa; Chordata; Actinopteri; Gadiformes; Gadidae
Gene: tmem184a
Product: transmembrane protein 184a
Exons: 9
Coding region: 428-1675 (415 amino acids)
Biological process (GO): transport
Cellular component (GO): early endosome membrane
Molecular function (GO): transporter activity
Source: RefSeq, a predicted model, not a curated record
CGUGACCAUGACGACGCGCGUACUCACGUCACCGGGUUCACCUGUGCCCUGCCGAACCUGUUUAUCCUGCUUACCCAAGAGAAGUCGUCAGGUCCGUGUUUAUAACGAGAAAUAGGUCAUUAUGUUGAACUGGGGGCAUAGUAUACGGAACUAUUUGGAAAUUUCUGACUUUUAACGAUUGUGUUAUAUCGACUUAUGGUGCCUCGGACUUCGACCUAGUUUUACCAUCCGUAUCAACGAGGAAGUAGUCGAAGCCGUUGAACUCAGGUGUAUAACGCUAUGCCAGACCCAGGAAAAGUGAUCGAAUGGGCAAAUUUCUUUAUAUACGACACUUAAGAUAGAUGGAAAACUAGUUUUUAUAUUUCAAAUCAGAGCAACAAGUGUAUUUUUCGAGCUAGGGGACAUCCUCAACGACACCGGGGCCAAGAUGAACGCCUCGGCAUUGGAUCAAUACACCCAAAACGAGUCCUUUGUUCACCUGCCAGCGCCCAUCCUGCCAGUUAUGUCGGACGAAUCCAACAUGACUAUUCUUCGGGACGGGAAUGGGACCAUCCUGAAGGGUCAUCAAAUCUUCCUAAACACCAUGACCGCUCAGGCCCUCUCGGGCAUUUUCGUGUGGUCUGCGUUGCUUAUUACCUGUCACCAGAUAUACACACACCUGCGGUCUUACACGGUGCCAAACGAACAGCGCUACAUCAUCCGCAUACUGUUCAUCGUGCCCGUGUACGCCUUCGACUCCUGGCUCAGCCUGCUCUUCAUCAGCAACGACCAGUACUACGUCUACUUUGACUCCGUCCGUGACUGCUAUGAAGCAUUCGUCAUAUACAAUUUUCUGAGCCUGGCGUUCGAGUACCUCGGGGGAGAGAGUGCUAUCAUGUCAGAGAUCCGAGGAAAACCCAUACAGUCAAGUUGCCUCUAUGGAACCUGCUGUUUGUUUGGAAUGAGCUAUUCAAUUGGCUUUCUACGAUUCUGUAAACAGGCUACCCUUCAGUUCUGCGUGGUCAAGCCCAUCAUGUCGGUCAUCACCAUCAUCCUGCAGGCGGAGGGCAGGUAUCAUGAUGGUGAUUUCAGCGUCAACGGAGGAUACCUGUACAUCAGCAUCAUCUACAACUUCUCUGUCAGCCUGUCCCUCUACGCCCUCUUCCUCUUCUUCUUCGCCACGAGUGACCUGCUCCGGCCCUACGAACCGGUGCUGAAGUUCCUCACCAUCAAAUCGGUCAUCUUCCUUUCCUUCUGGCAAGGCAUGGUGCUGGCCCUCCUGGAGCGGUGUGGCGUGAUCCCCAACGCGCGGCUCAUCGACGGCCACGAGGUGGGCGCCGGCACGGUGGCGGCGGGCUGGCAGAACUUCAUCAUCUGCAUCGAGAUGUUCUUCGCCGCCAUCGCCCUCCGCUACGCCUUCACCUGCGACGUCUACCAGGAGAAGAAGAACGAAAUACCAGCGAACAACGCCCCCAUGCAGAGCAUCUCCAGCGGCCUGAAGGAGACCAUGAACCCGGGGGACAUGGUCCAGGACGCCAUCCACAACUUCUCGCCCGCCUACCAGCAGUACGCCCAGCAGUCCACGCAGGAGGUGGUCCAGCCCAGCCAGACCGCCAAGCAGGGCCCCGGGAGCAACGGCAAAGCCCCGCGCAAAUCGGACAAGAUCAUGCUCAUCACCUCAGACGAUGACUUCUAAAUUGCACGUUGCGUUCGUCCCGUCAGCCAUGCCCAAGGCCCCCCCCCCCCCCUAACCGUGCUCCUCCCCCUGCUUCUCCCCCCUCCGCCCUCCACUCCUGCUCCAUUUUGUGCAACUGCCGUAUCAAGGAAGAACUUGCACGACUGCUGUACCUUUUUAAUACUCUGGAGCAGCGAGGGGCGCCAUUGUGUGUCGUCUCGCUACAAUGCGAUUCACGCGGAGCGCUGAGCAGGGAUGACGGCUCCAGCUCAACAAUGAUUAUUAGAAGGGAGGGGAGAAUCGCCUCAUUUUAACCACGGAGGGACCAAGUCAGGGAUAUAUACGAUACGUCGUAUUACAACUAUGUAUCGAUAACAUGAGUGGCCAAAUGAAGAGCGUUCUGCCUGACUCUUGUUGUUUUCAUGAGGUUUAUGGCCAUAUGCAGCCAGCAUAGAGGAUGGACCGGGAAAGUGGUCAUGGCAAGGUCUGAGUCCUCCUGGCCCUGAUCUCUCUCUCUCUCUCUCUCUCUCUCUUGCCUCUCAUCUCCUCGUUUUGAAGUGUUUGGUUCCUUCUGUGGGGCUUCAUCUGACAGGCGAGAUGAUUCUGUCAAAAGGGGGCACUUCAAACCACAUAGAUUUGGUGGGGUGGAAUCCUUUUAGCAGCUGGCUACAAGCGUGGGCAAAAUGGAUGGAAGCGGCUGGUCUCCCACCAACCGAAACAUUCCAGCGGGGUCCUCAUUAGUUUUCCUCAGCCCUGUGCAGAAGAAGCCUGUAGUUUGUUCUGCUGUGCUUGAGAGGGGUUUAACCAACGUAAAGAGCAUCAAGUCUCCUGGCAUCUCGCGGCAUCAUCUUUCUACUCCAUCUACUUAUUAUUUUUUGUAUUAUAUGUAAAGGAAUAGUUCUGAUUGGUCUGUUGUGUGAUUUUUACCUUGAAGAGAUAUUUUUAACUGGAUAUACAAAUUGUUUUGGUGCAAACUACUUUGAACAUAUAAAAUUGUUUUAAGCAAAAUGUUGAUGUAAAUAUUGAACUUUGAAGCAUUUUCAAAGCAUGUUUGUGAAUACCUUGUUUGAUUUCAAUCUGUCUUUGUACUGAAGUAAUGCAGGCUAUACAUAACUCUUGCUUCGGUGUGAAGUAAUCAAAAUUUCACUUGUGCCAUAGCUUUUUUCCUGGGAAAGCAGAAUUAACUUUUGAAGAUGGGCACAAAGUGUAAUUUACAUGAUAAAGAGAUUGUUCUGUUUUUUUUUUUUUUCUCUGACUGAUGUAAAAUAAAUAAUUUAAUAUGGUUGCUUGCUGGCAUGAGUGUGCUCAAAGGACUCCCUCUGUGUUUUAGGUAGAAAGGGGAAUCUUUAUUUAAAAGUACAAAAGGGACAUGGCUAAACUUUGGUUUAGCUUAUCUUGAGUACAGGAAGAAAUACAGAUUUACUUUAUACAUGUUGGUACCUCAUUGGAAUAUGGACAAUUUGUGAAUGUAACAAAAUCAAUUAAAUAAAUAUAAAAUAUAUAGGAAAGGACUUGAGUUGCUGCUCGCUGUCGUUAAUAGUGUCACUGUUGGCUAUAAUCUUUGUACAAUUUUCUUUCUCUAGACUAAACAGUAAGCCUACCCACUUAUUAUUCCAAUAAUUUAUGAAAUAGUGUAGAGUAUGUAACUCGUCCAUAAAGAUUUAACCAAUAUUACCAAUACCAUUUUGUGGACAGAAGCAACACUUUACACACAAUUCAUUAAAAAUGGUAGCAAAAUUUAGAACACAUAUCUCUAAAAAUCCAGAUCAGACAAAGGCAUUUGCAAAAAGUGCUUGAAUGAUUAAAAAAUUUCAAUUUAUUCAUGUUAUAAACUUCACC